This is a messenger RNA of Oncorhynchus gorbuscha (pink salmon), 12731 nucleotides long. RefSeq names its product pericentrin-like. Gene Ontology annotation, molecular function: molecular adaptor activity; DNA binding. Gene Ontology annotation, biological process: signal transduction. Lineage: Eukaryota; Metazoa; Chordata; Actinopteri; Salmoniformes; Salmonidae. The record is from RefSeq and is a predicted model, not a curated record.
AUUGACAGUUGUUCCAAAGAUUUUGCAUCCGAGGCACAAGAAAGUGAAGGUAUUGAUUGGUGGAAUAAUAAGCGAUUUCAGGACAUUUGUCCUUAACCUUUAAUGGUUGUGUUUCAACCAAGACAUGGACGAAGAUGAACGACAGAGGAAACUAAAUGCUGGAAGAGCAAAGCUUGCUAGCUUCCGACAGAAAAGGGCGAAAGGUGACGGUCAAGUCGCGCAGAAAAAGACGCAGAAGAGGAAGGGCCCGUCUCCAACGCAGAAUGACGGCCCAGCGCAACGUCGCCCCCUAGGGAUGGACCUCCGGACAGACGGCAACGCCACACAGCAGGACGACAUGUGUAACAAUGAGGAACCACAAUGUUUUGGGGAGACAGAUCAGAGCCAUCUUCCAGAGGUCCAGUGGAGCCAGGGGCACUUGGAGCAACACCAUCCCCAGGAGGGAAGCAGUGUCCUGGGGAGGCAGGCGGUCAGUGGGCAUCCUGAGGAGAUAGCGGUUGUGGGAGAGGAGGUCCUAGUGGUUCGCACUGGAAAAGAUCAGCUCAAGCAGUUACAGGCCGCAGUAGAGAAGCGUAAUGAGAUCAUCAGCAGACUGAGCUGUAACCUGCAGGAGGCGCUGGAGAGCAGAGACAAGGAACAGCAUGAGGCCUUCUCCCUCACUGGACAGAUACAGGCUCUGAAGAUGCAGCUACAGCAGACCUCUCAGUUCUUUCCCUCCAGGACCCAGUGGGGCUCAGAGCUCUCCCUAGCCCAGCGGCAGGCCUCCCGGCCCGGCCACAGCUCCCACGACCUUCCCUCACUCCCCAACCACCUGGAGGUUCCAGUAACAGAACCAGGGAACCAAAUACGCACACUCCGAAUGGAACACGAACAGACUGGAGCUGGGUAUGAGAGCCCAGAACAAUGUAUUGAUCCUGAGAUUGUUGUACUAAUACACACAUUGAGGAGAGAGCUGCUAGAGGAGAGGGAGAAAAACCAGCUCAUGCUUUCCCAACUAGAAGAGGAGAGGACAGGGAGGGAGGAGGAGAGGAGAGAGAUCCACCAGUACAAGGAGGAGAAGGAGGUGUUGAAUAGGGAAUUGCAGGAGCUAAGGAGGAGACUGGAGGAGGAGAGGGAGAGAAGGAACGAGAGGGAGGAUGAGCGAGAGAUCAGGGAAAGGCAGGAAGAGGAGAAGAGGAGACUUGGAGAGGAGGUGCAGAGAGUCCGACAGGUGUUGGGGGAGAGAGGGAGAACGAGAGAGGAGUUGGUGUUCAAGGCUUCUAAAGACAAACUGAACCAGGCAAAGGCCAGUGUGGAGGAGGAGGAUGGGGAGGGGGAGAGAGAGGAGUGCCUUCUAGACCUGUCCCUCCCCACUGAUGGCACCCCGCUGUUGGAGCGCUACCUCCCCUCGGCCCUCCCCUCACACACACACUUGUCCUGGGCCAAUGAAACUCUGGAGGAGUGCAGCUUUCUGGAAGGGCACAGCCUGCUGGACAACUCUGGCAACUACAGGUUUGAGCUGGACAGUGACAUCAUCAGCGGUGGUGACCAAUCCCAGCUGUCCUUUUCGCAAGAAGAACAGACUAACUUUUCUGUCCCACAAUCCACUGCACAGUCCCACCACCCCGACCCUGAGAACGAAACCUUGCCCUCUUUCGCCUCCCAGUGGCAGAACGACCCCCUCUCUGUCUCACGAGACGCCAGCGAGACCUCUGAGAGGCUCAGUGAGACGUCGGAGAGUCAGGAAGUCUCAGACCUGGGCAAGGAGCUGCUCAUCCAGCAGUGUGGAGACCUCCGGGAGGAGGUGGCUCUGAGGGAGAGGGAGAAGGAGGUGGUGAUGGAGGAGUUGAGGAGGAGCGCUAAGGAUCUGGAGGAGACCAGUGCCAGGUGGGCCCAGGUCUCUGAGGAGCUGCAGGAGGCGCACUUGGAGCUUGAGGAGGAGCGAGAGAAGAGGAGGAGAGCUGAGGAGGAGGUCAGCCUGAAAACACACGAGGAGGACAGCCAGGAACGAGUAAUGGAACAGCUAAAAGUGGAGAAAUCUCUCCUCGCUCGUCUAAAACAGCAGGAGGAGCUGCUCUCCUCUGCCCGGUUGGAGAAAGGAAGCAACAAGGAGAAAGAGGAGGAGGAGAAGAAGAGUGUCCUCUCCAGGUUGAAGCAGCAGGAGCAGCUGGUCUCCUCUCUGCAUGAGGUGAAAUGGGCAGGAGACUCUGUCUCCUCUGAAGUUCAUGCCCUGUUUGGAAUACGGCUACAGUCACUACAGACCCAUCGUGACCAGCUUCUAGCCCUGCUGGAAGAAACUAAAACCAGGCACAAAACCACCACCGCUCUCCUCAGUCAGAAAACCCUGGAGCUCGACACCGCUCAAAAGAGAUGGACAGAGUCCAGAAGGAGGCGGAGACAGCGAGGCAGGAGGCGGAGACAGCGAGGCAGGAGGCGGGAGAGGGAGAGGAGGAUAGAGCAGACGGAGAGGGAGAAAACAGAGGUAGAGUCUGAGUUGCUGUGUCUGAGACAGAACCUGUGGAACCUGGAGGAGCUCCAGGCCCAGGGAGUGAGGGAGGGCAGAAGGAGAGGGGAGGAGAUGGACAGAACCACGCAGAGGAUGGAGAAGGUGAUGGAGGAGGAGUUCCAGAGACGGCUCAGAGACAAGGAGGAAGAGGUGGCGGAGGAGAGGGAGAAGUGGGAGGUGGAGAGGCAGGAGAAGGACGGGGAGGUGCAGGGGGUGAGACGCCUGCUGGAGGAGCAGCGGAGGGAGAGGGAGCAGGAGGUGAAAGCGCUUCUUGAGCAGCAGAUGCGGUCUGUGGAGGAGGCCACAGAGAGACUGAGAAGAUCUCACAGUGAGGACGUGCAGGAGCUGCAGGAGAAACACCAGGAGGAGGUGUCUGAGCUGAGUGGCCGUCUGGAGAGAAAGCUGUGUGAGCAGAGACACAGUCUGGAGGAGGAGCAGAAGAGACAGAUCAGCCUUAUCAAACAGGUGAGUGAGAGAGAACACCAGAGGAUGCUGUUGGAGAUGAUGUCACAGCAGAGGGAGGAGCUUAGCCGUUUGAAGGCAGAGCUAUCAGGGGACCAGAGGGAGAGCAUGGAGGCAGCCCACCAAGCAGAACUACUGCAGAUACAGGGCCAACAGGCUCUGGAGCUGGAGGCGCUGCGUCUGAGCCUGACCAACCACCAAACGACCCAGCUAGAGCUCUCCCAGACCAACCUGCAGCGGGAGCGGGAGGCCUCUCUAAGCGAGCUCCAGGCUUCCCUCAGGGAGAAGUGGGCCCAGGAGAGGGCCGUGCUGCAGGCCAGACAGCAGUUUGAGGUGGAGAGGCUGAGAGCUGAGAGUGAGGAGAGGAUCCAGCGAGAGCAGCAGGAGUAUCACAGGAACAUGGAUGCUCUGAGGCAGGAGUGUGAGAGUCGUCUCUCCCAGGAGAGAGCGUCCAUGGAGGAGCGGCAGGCUGCAGAAAUAGUGGCCUUGAGAUCCCGGUGGCAGCAGGAGUCCGAGAAGGCCCAGUCGGAGCUCCAGACACAGCUGUCAGAGGCUCGGGUAUCACUCUCCUCUACCCAGGCAGCCUUCACCCAGACUGGGGCAGAUCUGUCCGGGGCCCGGGCUAGCCUGGAGGAGCUCCGGAAGCUGGAGGGGGAGCUGAGCCAGGCCUGGACCGACAGGGACGCUGCUGCGCGUGCAGUAGAGGAUCUGGUGUCCAGACAUCAAGUGGUGCUGCAGGAGAGAGAGGAGCAAACACGGCAGCUACAGCAGGAGGUGUGUCGUCUGCAUGGGGAGCAAGUGACUCUGAGACAGACUUGUGACCAGGAGGUUGCUCAGCUAGACAACAUGAGGACCAACCGCCAGGAACUGGGACAGUUGAAGGAGCAGCUGCUAGCUCGUUCGUCGUGGGUGGAUGACAUCGAGCGUCUGCAGGCGGAGUUUAACGAGCAGAGGCGGGAGAUCAAUGAGCAGAACGAGGUCGAGCUGGAGAACCUGAGGAGGUACAUUGAGCAGCGUCUGCGAGUAGCAGAGGAGAGCUACCGGGAGGAGAUAGCCCUGCUGCAGCUGAGACUGGUGGAGGGAGCCUUGGAGGACCCUGUUCUCAAGACCCAGGAUGCUAGUUUCCUGUCUGAAGGGAGAGGGGAGGAGGAGAGGAACGAUGUUCUGGCUGAGAUCACACUGAAACUGGAGAAACACCAGGAGGCGUUUGACCAGCUGCGUGUCCAGCUGGAGGAGAGGCACACUAAGGAACUGUCUAACCUACGGUCCUCUCUGGCCCUGCCCUACAGAGAGGAGCUGCUACAGGUGCGUUUGGACCUGACUGAUCGUUACUAUGGCGACCUGCAGGAGCUGAAGACUCGCCACGCCCUCGAGAUGGAACAACUCCGCGCUAAACUGUCAGACAGCCAUGUCAGAGAGCUGACGAGGGUGCGUCUGGAGGCUGCCAGACAGGUGGAGGUGGAGGUGGAGCAUAGGAUGUGGUGUCACUCUGAGGAGCUGCAGACCAGAACGACCAUGAUCCAGAACUUGGAGACACAAUUGGCUGCCGUGGCAGACACACACAACAUGGAGCUAUGCGCACGCACUAUGAAGCUGAAGCAGAGCUUUGCUGAGGAGCUGGUUGUGAAACUAGCAGAGGAACGUAAGGAGGAGAGGGAGCGAGUGAUUGAGGAGAUGACCCUGAGGAGAGCGGAGGAGGUGCAGAGGCUCAGACAGGAGCUCCAGGAGGAGGGGGAGGCACGGGUCUCUGCCCUGAGAGAGGAGAUGGAGAGAGGGAUGGCAGGGGAAAGGAAAGCUCUGGAGAAAGGGAUUGAGGAGGCGAGAGCAGCGCUCAGGAGUCUACAAGCCUCACUAAACAACGACCAGAACCCCCAGGCGGUGGCAGUGAGACAGAGACUAGAGUCCCAGUACGAAGCUGAGCUGGCCAGGGCCAAGUCCACCGUGGCUGCUGAGGUCAAGGAGCUGACCGCUCUGCUUCAGGGGCAGGGAGACCAGAGGCUGCGCCAAGCCCAGGACAGGUUCCAGGAGGAGAGGGAGGAGUUGGCGCAGCGUCUGGCCCAGCAGGGUGAGGUUUCUCUGGGGGAGCUGAGGGAGGAACACAUGGCUGCCAUGGAACUCCUGAAAACCACGCUACUGACCAACCACACGAAGGACAUGGACACACUACGAACCAAUCACAAAGUAGAACUGGAGUCCUUGUUGGCCAAUCACAAGGCUGAGCUAAAAACAAUUGCAACGGAGAUGGCAACAAAACACAAGGAGGAGCUUGUUGUCUUGGAAACUAGCCUUGAAUCAAAAUGCAAGGCAGAGCUCGAUCGCCUGGAGGCAGUCCUACAGGAAACAAAUGAGGCUCAGCUAGAGGCACAGGAGGCAGAGUUAGAACACCGGCAUCAGGAAGAGAGGGAAGAGCUUGAGAAGAGGAUGCUGGGUAAUAUGGACACACUGGAGACCACGUACCUGAGGGAGAUCCAGACUCUACGCUAUCAGAAGUCACAGCUUGAGGCGGAGCAUAUGCGGGAAGUGGAGUGUGAUGGGUUGGAGCAGCAGUCUGUCAGGGAGGAGCUGAGGAAGAAGCUGGCUCAGCUUCACAUGGAGAAGUUUAGCGCCAUGGCGACAGAGCUCAGCCACACCCACCAGAAUGAGUUGACAAUCCAGAGAGAGGCCUUAGAAGCUGAACACCACACGGCUCUGGAGGCCCUCAGGAAAAAGGUCUUGGAGUUGGCGCAACAGCACUGCACCGCCUUAGAGGGGCUCACACACACCUAUACUUCAGAGACACAGCAACUCAACACACAGCACCAGCAGCAGCUCCAGGAGCUUAAGAGUGCGUCUGUGAGAGAGCUACAGGCGUGUCGCCGGGAGCUGGAGGAGUCAUUGUCACGGCAACGGCUGCACUUCCUGGAAGAGGUUGAGCUUCUGAAGGCCCAAGCAGAGGAGAGACUUCAGCACAAGAUCAGCCGACUGAAGGCGGAGUUUGAGGAGCAGAAGGAGGCGGAGCUAUCAGAACAGAGGCAGAGCUUCGGUGCUGAACACGAGCAGAAGGAACCGAGCUACGCCGACAAGAUGAGCCAGCUCACUGCACAACUGCUACAGCUGGACACUGUGGUGUCACAGCUGCGAGCGGAGGUGUGUAAUCUACAGGGGGAGUUGGAGGGGAAGAGGUCAGAGAUGGAGACCCUGGAUACACUCCUCCAACGGCGAGAACGAGAGAGUCAGGAGGGAGGCAACCUCCUCAACAUGCUUACUGAGGACCUACACACUGCCAAGGAGGAGAGGCACACUCUCCAGUCAGCCAAUGAGAGGCUGAGGAAGGUUCUGAUUGAGGUGGUUCUAAGCACCAUGGCAAUGGAGGAGCUAAUUGGCUGCCGGGUCAAAGCCUGUGUCGGGGUCAGAGGUCAUGAUCAGGGUGAUAGGCCAGGAGAGGAAACAACUAAUCAAGAGGCAGCAGACAUGUCGACAGGCGCUCUAGAUCUCUCUCAGCGUGUGUGUGAGAGCCUUCUACUGGCAGAGUCCCAAACAAACUCUGGAGGGGAGGAAGUCGCCCUGGGAGAGGAAGCAGCCCUGGGAGCCUGCAGCCAACUACGCCACUCUGUGGACACACUCCUGGAGCUCCUCACACGCGCUAGCACACAGUUGGAGGAGUCUUGUUCUGUCCAUCUGUCUCUGGAGGAGAGAUUUUCCCAGGGCCGUUCAGACUCCUCCCAGAUGCUGCUCCAACACCAGCUCGUGUUGGAUCAGCUGGACCAGGAAGCGGGACUCAAGAGCAAACUCCAGCUGGAGCUCCACAAGGCCGAAGGUCUGUUGGGGGGCUAUGUGGCUGAGAAGGCAAUUCUGGAAGAAUCUCUAGAACAAAAGGAGGCUCAGGAAGAACGGCUUGUUGAUGAGCUGGAGGGCCUCCGGGCGCAGCUGCACCAGAUGGAUGGCCUCACGGUGGAGCUGGAGGGCCUCAGGGUGCAGCUGCAUCAGAAGGAAGGCCUCACCUCUGAGCUAGAGGACCUCCGGGUGCAGUUGCAGGAGCUAAGCGAGGAGCACAGUCUCCUCCAGCGCCAGAAGGUCCAUCUCACCGCCGGACUGGGAGAGAGAGAAAAGGGCCUCCUCGUUGAGGCAGAUCGUCUGGCCCAGGAGAGGCUGUGUGUGCAGCGGCAGGCGGCGAAAGACUGCAGCUCACUGUCUCUGCGCCUCAGGGCUCUGGAGACCGAGCUAGAGGAACAGGAGAACCAGGGCCUGACGGCGGAGCAGCAGCACAGGGCUCAAUCAGAGGACCUCCAGCAGCGCGUCCAGGCCCUCGAGAAACAGCUCAAACACAACAGACAGUUUAUAGACGAGCAGGCAGUGGAGCGGGAGCAUGAGAGGGAUGAGUUCCAGCAGGAGAUCAGAAGUCUGGAGGCUCAGCUCAGACAGCCAGCCAGACACACUGUCGGGGCCAGCAAGGGCCAGCGGGUGGAGAGCCUUCAAGCACUCAUCAGGGACAAGACAGAAGACCACACCUCCCUGCUGGCAGCCAAUCAACAGGUCCAGCUCGAGGUUGCUGAGCGCAAUGAGGAGAUUGACAAGCUGGCUGGACGAAUUAGGGAGCUGGAACAGGCGUUGCUAAGCAGCUCCGAGAGCAGCAGAGCUGUCGGUCAACUGGAGCAGGAGCUGCGCAGAACUCGGCAGAGGGAAGAGGAGCUCACACAGGAUAAGGAGUCAUUGCAGCAGCAGCAGUUGUCAAAUCGUCUCCAGAUUUCAGCGCUGCAGUCGAAACUGGACGAGACCCGUUACCGUGACAACAAUGCUAGCACCCCCAACCCCAUCCAGCUUCUCCGAGACGCGUUGGACACCGCACAGCAAGACCUGCAGAACAAGGAGCAACAGGUGUGUGUGUUGGUUGGUCAAAUGGAGGAGACUCAGAGAGACCUGACCAUAAAAGAGGCGGAGUUAAAACACCUCAGUCUCCAGCUGGAGCUCCUGACCAAUCAGAACACGGAUACCAUCACCCAGCUUCACGACCAAGUCGCUUCUCUCAAAGAGACAGUUUCAGCCCUUACCUUUCGCCUGGAGGAGAGAGAGAUUGGAGAGGAGAGUCUCCCAUCUGCUCUGUUAGAGGAGAAGAAUGAGGAGAUAGACCACCUGACCCAGGAGAUACACAAGCUAGAACUGGAGCUGGAGACAGCCAGGGACAUCACGGCCUUCCAGACAGAACUUGAAGACCUCCGCUCCCAGGUGGAGCACCUCCGCUGUGACAUCAUCAGGGUGCGUCAGGACAAGCAGGAAGAGGAGGAGCGGUUUCACGAGGUCAUCAGCACACUACAGGCGGAGCUAAACACCCUUGGCCCUGCCUACCACGAGGUCAGCGACCUAUCACAAGAGGGCGACAGUGUUAACCCUUCAUCUGCCCCCAGCCCGGAACCUGCCAACUACCCCCAACCAGAGAGAGGAGGAGGAGAGGGCGACAGUCUUAAGCAGGAGAUGCGUCUCCUCCACUCCUCAUCUUCUCGUUCUCGUGUGGAGGCCAUGCAGGGGCAGCUGGUGGGAGAGAAGGAGGCGAUGGAGAGACUGCUGCUCUCUCAGGAGGAAGAGUACAGAGGACAGGGGGAGGAGAUGGGGAAGAGGCUCAGGGAAGAGAGGGAGAGCGGGGAAGAGGUAAAGAGAGAACUCCAUCUAAAAGAGGCUGAGCUUGAAGAGGUGAGAGCCAGGAAAGAAGGGCUGGAGGAGGAGAGGGAUGCAGCUGUGGAGGAGAGCGGUCACUGGCAGGCUCUUGCCCAGGAGAUGAACUCCCUGCGAGGGGAGAAAACUCGGCUAGACUCCCUGGUCCUGGAGCUAAAAUCAAGGGUUGAAGAGCGGGAGAAAGAGACUGAAGGCCUGCUACAGACCUUGGUGGCUGUCGAGACAGCGAAGGCAGAACUUUUGUCAGAACGCGAGGCCCUGCGGAAGAAGGAGUGCAGACUCCAAGAGGAAAUAGAACGCCUCCAGCAGGAAGUGACCUCUCAGAGCCUCCAGGAAGUCAGCCGUCAACUAGAGGAGAGGCGAGCCAACCAGGAGGAGGCUCAGAAGGAAGUGCUGACAUGUGCUGAGGAAACUCUGGCGAAGGCUGACGCUGCCCUGAGACAGAGGGAGGAGGAGCUACAGAGACUAGGGGCAGAGCAUCAAGCCCUGGAGGCAGAGUUAGCAGCUGUGAAGGAGGGUCUUUGCUCCAGCACAGAGAGAGCUGAGAAACUACUGGAGGAGGGACAGACCAAGGACCGGGCCCUGGUUAACCUGGAAACCAAUAACCAGCAUCUGAAAGCGGAGCUCCGGGGCCUACAGGAAGACCUGGCCGUGCAGGAAGAGGAGCUGGCCUAUCAGCAAAGAGAACUGCUGCAGCUCAGACAGACCUGCAACCCGCACAGCAGACAGACGCACUCAUUGAAGGACGUCACGCCCAGAGGAUUCCAGGACGGUGUGUCUCCCAACGAGUCCCUGAGUUCUCCUGAGGUUCUCCGUCGACUGGACUGUUCUGAGGAGAGAACCAGAGAGGACAGGUUCCACCCCUCUGUUCUCCACGGUUCUAGACUGUCUGACCUCAGUGCUUUAAACAGCACAGGCCUGGGGCUCCAGGCUAAAACCUCCCCCCGGGGAAGGAAAGACCAGUCCUGCCCAGGGACAAUCAGCCCAGAGCUGGGCACACACAGCACCCACUCCCCUGGGUCCAUCUCUGCCUCGGACAACCUCUCCAUGUUGGACUCAAUGGACGCUGACAAGGUGCAUGAGCUGGAAGCCCUGGACCUGACGGCCCCUCCCUCAUCUCUUGGCUCCGCCUCUUCUCUGUCUGCAACGGAGUGGGCCAGUGAUGGAUAUGGCAGCAAUGUCAGUUCAGAGCUCGGUGUAAGACUCAAGGUAGAGUUGGAGCAGACGGAGAGGCUGGACGCACAGUUCUUGGAGUACCUGCGCUGUCGAGGCAUGAACCCCGCAACCAACACGCACACAGGCAGCGCCGGCGGGAGUAUGAGCUCCAACGACGAACUGUUGUCUCCUGAACUACAAGGUCUAUUGAAGAGAGUGUACCAGGAGAGCUGCAGGGUUCUCGCCCUCUCCCAGCGUAACGCCCCCUCUAACCACCUCUCAUUGGACCAGACGAUCUGUCAGUUAGACUCUAAAGCUCCUCCAAUGUGUUGGGAGCAGGAGAAGAGGGCGUUACAGGAAACUGUCAUCGCUCUGAGAGAACUGCUCUGUCGGAUGGCACAAAGACCGGAGAACUCUGUGGAUGCUGGUUGGAGCAGAGGGCUGCAGGCUGCAGUAAGGGGUGUGUUUGACUGUGAGAGGGCAGGGCUUCGCUCUGAGCUGCAGGCCUUUCUCUCCUCCCACCCUGAGAUAGACUCCAUCCACCUCCUCCGUCAGCUGGAAACACUGCUACAGAGACAGGAGCAGCAGCAGGAUUUGCAGCUGCAGCACUCCCAGGGGGAGGAGUCAUCUAAAGGGGAGGUGUUAUCCAGGCUGAGGGUGGAACUAGAGGAGAGCAGAGAGCGACUUAACUCCUCCCACAGCACCCAGCAGGAACUACAAAACGAGACCCGCAAACUCAGGCUGUGUAUAGAGGACUGUGAGGAGGCUGUAAGGAGGGAGGAGACCAGAGUCCAGGAGCUACAGCAGGAGCUGGACCAGGAGAGAACUCUCACACACCUCCGGGAGAAGGAAGAGGAGCAGCAGAGAUCAGAGGCCGUGUCCCUGAGGGGUCUGCUGGACCAGGAGAGGAUGACCUCUAGUAACCUCCGACAGGAACUCCAGAUAGAACUCUCCCGCGGCCACCUUCUCCAAUCACAGCUCGACACACGGCUAGCUGAUGCCCAUAAGGAGCUGGAGGAGGAGUGUGCCCGUUCCGCCCGGCAACUCGACACUUUCCAGUCACAGGAAAAGAGUCGGCUGGGACACUUCCUGAAAGAGGCUGAGUCCCGCCUAGCCAACGCCCACAUGAAGGAACUGGAGGAGGAAUGCGAGCGGUCCGCCCGGCGUCUCGAUGACAUCACACGCAGACAAGAAGCGGACGCGUCCCGAGACAGGAAGUUCAUCUCGGAGCUCCGGUCUCAACUGGAGCAGGAGAGGAGGCAGGGGGAGGAGCUAGCCACUGUGACAGAUGGACUGAGGGCGGAACUUCUGCAGAACCAGAGGAGAGUAGAGGAGGUAGAGAGGAAGAGGAGAGAGGAGGCACAGAGAGAUCAGGAUGCUGCAGCCCGCCUCCGAGUUACUAUGGAGACACUCAAGGAGCAGAAGCAGGAGGCUAGUCGAGCAUUGGAGACUGAGAGAGAGCGUUCUGGUCGCUUAGGGGCAGAGCGCAAUGUGCUGAGGGAGAGGCUUCGAUCGGUCAAUGACGAGGAGAGGGAGCGGGAGGAACAGAGGGAGAGGGAGAGGAGGAAAGAGAGACGGGAGCAGACGGUGAGAGAGAGGCGACACGAGAGAACCAGCAACAAACUGUGUGAAUUGGAGUUAUUGCGGCAGCAGGACCAGCAGAGGAUGAGACAUCUCCAGCAGACUCUGGCUGAGCUAGAGAGGGAGGAGAGCGAGAUGGCCACAGAGACUGUCCAACCGACACCAUCUUCGUCUUCUUCCUCGGUGCUGGGGGAGAGGUUGUUGAGGGAGAACUCUGACCUGUCGGCCCACGUGAAAGAGCUAAGUCAGGAGACAGUUAACCUGAAACACACCCUGUCCUGUCUGGAACGACAGCUACGACAGGCAGAGACUGAGAACCGGCCCAGCACUGACCUCAGCAACAGCAAGCGACUGUAUGAGCGCUAUCUACGGGCUGAGAGCUUUAGGAAGUCUCUGGUCUACCAGAAGCGCUACCUCCUGCUGCUGCUGGGGGGCUUUCAGGACUGUGAACAGGCAACUCUCUGUCUUAUCGCUCGGAUGGGGGCGCACCCCUCGCCCCCCCACGCCCACACACACUCUCCCCUCUCGCGCUUCAGAGCUGCAGUACGAGCUCUCAUCGCCAUCUCACGACUGAAGUUCCUGACCAGGAAGUGGCAGAGAGUCAUCAGGAGAGGAGUUACAACAACUGUCACUGUCAACGGACACAGCACAGCUUCCAGGACUGAGGUUUUGAGGCAGCAGCAGCCACUGGCCAAUCAAAACUCCUCUCCACCUACUAGAGACAGCAGCCCCACCCGUACGGGUGUGGUUUCACCAAUGAAAUCACCCUUCAGGCUGCAAAACCGAGUGUAUUCCAACCCGGUCCUGUCCUCUGAGUGUGCUCCUUCCAGUGUCCUGACCCAGGAUGCCGAGCGGUCUCUGACAGACUACAUCCACCACCUGGAGAACGUACAGCAACGCCUGGGGGCUGCAUGUCCAGACUCUCCAUCUCUUCUCUCCUACCACAAGAAGUCUGACCGCUGAAGGAAGGAAUGAAGCAAUGUAUGAAUCCCUCCUUUCAAUGCAACAUAUUUAUGAUCCAUCUGUGUUCAAAUAUACAAGGGAAUUGUAUUUGUCUAAUAUCUGAUUUAGAAAGUUAGACACUUUUUUAAAAAGACAAAUGUAUUUUUUUACGAUGACUUUUUUCCACAGAUAUUUCUGUCGGCCUCCGAGUAAAUCCUAAGAGGUCUUCUCACCCGAAUGCAUGCGUUUUUGAAAGUAUUAGAUCGAUAUUUUUCUACCCGACCUUUAUUCAAGUUUGUAUCUCUGUUAAUAUUUGUUCAAAUUUCAUGUGGCUAAAUGUCUCAAGUCUCAGACUGGAAUUCUGAGCUAGAUCAAAGCUGGUGAACAUGUUUUGUCAAUGAUUUUAAUUUUAUAUAGAUCACCAUUUCUACAAAGUCAAUAAAUAUUUGAAUUGUGUGAU